AUGCUGUUCUUCGGCGGCGGAGUCCAGAGCCCGCGCCGUCGCAAUAAGGAAAAGGCGAUCUUCUUCACAAUUGUCAUCAUCUACGCUCUAUAUUUUCUCUUCUUUGCAAAAAGCUCCACGGACCGAGAGUCAGCGGUCUCGGCUCAUCAUCCGGUACACGAAGCGGCGAACCGGGACUCGCGUUCGGGGCAGGCAUCCCCGUCGCACGACACCAAGAGAAUCGAGAGAGAUAUGGUGGUCGCAAGCAUGAAGAGCGAUAAUACCUCAUGGUUGUUCGAGAAUUUCCCGGACUGGCAUAAGAGCGUCUACGUGGUCGACGAUAAGAAUGCGGAGUUGACCGUGGCGCAGAACAAAGGACGGGAGUCUAUGGUAUAUUUGACAUACAUAAUUGAUAAUUAUGACCGUCUGCCGGACGUGAUGCUUUUCAUCCACUCGCAGCGCUUUCAAUGGCACAACGACGAUCCCUACUACGAUGGAGUUCCCAUGCUCCGUCGUUUCCAAGUGCCUUAUCUCCAAAAGCAAGGCUAUGUCAAUCUGCGCUGUGCGUGGACUCUCGGAUGUCCGGCGGAGAUCCACCCGCACACCGAUACGCACCGUGACGACGUGCAUGCGGGGGAGUAUUUCAAGAACGGCUUCAUGGAGCUGUUUCCUGGUGCUGAUGUACCAGACGAGGUUGGAGUAUCAUGCUGCGCGCAGUUUGGAGUCACAAGCUGGAAGGUCCGCCAACGGCCCAAGAGUGACUAUGUGCGGUUCAGGAAGUGGUUGUCGGAGACGCCCCUCAAGGAUGACCUAAGUGGACGGAUUAUGGAGUACUCGUGGCAUAUGAUCUUUGGCCAGGGACCAGUGCACUGCCCCACGGCGGAAGAAUGCUAUUGCAAGGUGUUCGGUUUAUGCGAUUUGACAUGUCCGAAUGAGAGGGAAUGCGCUGGGCGCUAUGUGCUGCCGCCGUAUUCAACUCUUCCACAGGGUUGGCCGUACAUUGGUUGGAAGGGCCAGCAGCAAGAUCCCAGUACAGGCCUUCCAGAGACCUAA
This is a messenger RNA of Aspergillus lentulus, 1032 nucleotides long. Its product is annotated as DUF3431 domain-containing protein. The record is from RefSeq and is a predicted model, not a curated record. Lineage: Eukaryota; Fungi; Ascomycota; Eurotiomycetes; Eurotiales; Aspergillaceae.